Molecule: messenger RNA, 1115 nt
Organism: Papaver somniferum (opium poppy)
Lineage: Eukaryota; Viridiplantae; Streptophyta; Magnoliopsida; Ranunculales; Papaveraceae
Product: succinate dehydrogenase assembly factor 2, mitochondrial-like
Exons: 6
Coding region: 212-796 (194 amino acids)
Biological process (GO): protein-FAD linkage; tricarboxylic acid cycle; mitochondrial electron transport, succinate to ubiquinone
Cellular component (GO): mitochondrion
Source: RefSeq, a predicted model, not a curated record
UCCAACCACCGCUUAUUUCUGCUUGCAGCAAAUGCAUUUACCAACCAAAACCAACACAAUUCAUCACAAAACCCAGCAGAGGGCUUCAAAAUCUUAUACCUGAAGGAGAUAAUCAGACCGGAAUAGCUAUCGACAUCAUUCUCGGGCAUCUUGGUUUUCGUUAAUUGAACGCGCUACCAGAGCAAUUAGCUAGUAUAUUAUUAAAAAAACCAUGGCGCCGAUGAGAAGAGCUCUGCUUGCUACUCUCAAACAAACUCUUAAUACAAUGGUAGUGCCAAAUAAGACGAGGCUAACGACCUCCACAAGGGCUUUGAUGAUGGACACCCAUAUUCAAUCACAAUCUUGUUUCAGGUCUCAGCUUGGUUCAAUUCAUAGAUUCUCUAUGAAUCUUCAGUCGUUUGGUGGUGUUUUUGAUCUUUCCAGUGAAGAAAGCAAAAGGCGCACUAUUAAUAGAUUGUUGUACCGAAGCAAGCAAAGGGGUUUCUUAGAAUUGGACUUGGUAUUGGGGAAGUGGGUUGAGGAAAAUAUCUCUACAAUGGAUGAGUCUGGUAUUAAAUCACUUGUCCAUGUUCUCGACGUGGAGAACCCAGACCUGUGGAAGUGGCUCACUAGCCAGGAACAACCACCCGAAGCUUUGAAUAGUAACCCAGUAUUUUCUGCUCUUCGUGAGAAGGUCAUGGGCAACCUGGAAAAUCAUGCUUCCCCUGACACACGAGCAAAACCUGGGCAGCCAUGGGUAAGAGGAUGGGAUGAUUUGAAAAGAGGACGAGACAGCCCCAUAUCUGGGAAUCAGUAAGUACUAACUCAUGUGGAGUUUCGGAUCACAAUCUUUUGUAUUUAGUCGAAAAAUGGGUGAUACUGCUUUGUUCUAAUGUUUCAAGUUGAUAUUUGGUUAAGUUAGAGCCUAAUAAAAAAGCUCAUGUGUUCAUUAAGGAUAAGCGUCACAUAUAUGUGUGUUUGUAAAGAGAAGGUUGCUGCCAAAUGCGAGUUGCAUUGUCACCUUCGCCGUUUUAUGUAGUAUGCCAAAUAAAGCCACUCUCUCAGGUUAUGUAUUAUGCCAAAUAAAGCUAUUCUUUUAGGUUAAUCUCUACAGUCUUCACAGUUGUUCAGUCUUA